UCUGAUUUUGGCGAUUUUGUUCAAUUCGUGAUGAGUGGACCAUGCCACAUUUUGGUAAUCACGAAAAAAGAAGCAACUGAUGCUAUUCCUCACUGGAAAGAGCUACACGAGUCGAGUGGGAGCGUGCCUGGUGAGCCUGAGGCUAAGCCAGACAGGUUGGAAGGAACCGUGGAAACUGGGAGUAUAUUAGAUAUAUGUGAUGUGCAAGACAGCGUAGAAGAUGCCAGCAGACAACUUGCCUUCUUUUUCCCAAAUUUUGAUAUAAAGAAGACAGACCAAAAAGUUGAAAAUACUUUGGCCUUAAUUAGACCUUUUCUCUUAAAGGAAAGACGAAAUUCUAUCAUGCAAAGAAUAAAGGACGAUGGCUUCAAAAUAGCAAUGUAGAAAGAAAUAGUCCUAUCUGAAGAACAAACACGUGAAUUUUACAAAGAGCAUGAAAAUCAAGACUACUUCGCAGUCCUUCUUGAGCAAAUGACCAGUGGCCCAACUCUUGUACUUGCUUUAACACGAGAAAAUGAUACAGCACACUGGACAGAUUUAUUAGGCCCAAAGACUGUUGAAGAAGCUAAGAAGGAAAACCUGAACAGUUUACGUGCAAAGUAUGCAGUCAACAACAUACCUAUUGAUCAGCUGCAUGGUAGCUCCACACCUGAUGCUGCUCAGAAGGAAUUACGGCUCUUCUUCCCUCAGGAGCACACUUUGGCAUUCAUCAAACCUGCUGCUGCUAAGCAGCAUAAAGAUGACAUUAUGCAAAAAGUUUAAGAUGCUGGAUUUACCAUCUCAAAGAUUAAAGAAGCAGCUUUAUCUCGUGAAAUGGCUGCACAGUUUUAUAAGGAUCACAAAGGAAAACCCUUUUUUGAACAGUUAGUGACCUGUCUGACUGAGGGCCCAUCGGUGAUAAUGAUCUUAACAAAGGAAAAUGCUGUGGAAGACUGGAGGCAACUAAUGGGUCCAACCGAUCCAGAAGUGGCAAAAGAAACCUCUCCUGAAUCAAUCUGAGCUCAGUUUGCACAAGAUAUUUUGUCUAAUGCUGUUCAUGGAUCAUCUGAUAGAGAACAUGCACUGAAAAGCAUUCAGUGCGUAUUUGGGGAGAUUGAUAUAGAUUCAACAAUUAAGAUCAAUCUCUGA
Cariama cristata (Red-legged seriema) is the source of this 1128-nucleotide messenger RNA. RefSeq names its product NME/NM23 family member 8 (gene NME8). NCBI's taxonomy places the organism in Eukaryota, Metazoa, Chordata, Aves, Cariamiformes, Cariamidae. The transcript is spliced from 7 exons. The annotation marks the transcript as partial. The record is from RefSeq and is a predicted model, not a curated record.